Thermothelomyces thermophilus ATCC 42464 is the source of this 1061-nucleotide messenger RNA. RefSeq lists its product as uncharacterized. The coding region runs from base 120 to 929 and encodes 269 amino acids. NCBI's taxonomy places the organism in Eukaryota, Fungi, Ascomycota, Sordariomycetes, Sordariales, Chaetomiaceae. The record is from RefSeq and is a predicted model, not a curated record. The transcript has a single exon.
CGCCUCCGUAACGACUCUUGUGUUUAUUGAUUCCCUAGCGUCUCUACUCUGAGAACCGACUAACAGGCAUCACCAAGGACCUACUAGUACCUGCUAACAAAGUACAAACGGAUACUUCAAUGCCUCCUCCUAAUUUUCUGCACGAAAAUAGAGAACCCGGCUGCUGGGCUGUUCUUGCCGAUCGGAAAUUCUUCUCCCUGCCAAAGCUGUUCGUCAAGCGGACCCUACGGAGGCACGAGUGGUCGGACCUCGGCGAUAACUACAUCUUGACGCCUUCUGCUGCCCUGCCCCAGCGGUUCCGAACCGACGUCGCCGUCCAGCAGUAUCUACGCGAACGGACUAAUAUACCUCUGCCCGCAUUCGCGUCGACGUUUGAGGACGACGGCGCCAUGUAUCUAGUAAUGGAGUUUGUGCAAGGCGUCCGCAUGGACGAGCUGUCUGAGGACGACCAAAAGGUCGUCGAGAAGGAGCUGCUGCUGCACGUGGAGACGCUCAAGUCGCUACGAUCCGACACCCCCGGCGUGCCAGGCGAGCCGCUCAUGAUUGCGCCGCAGCGCGUCUGUGACUUUCAUUGGAAGUAUCACAGUGCCUGGCGGCCGCGUAGCGGUAUCAAGGGCGACUUUGUCUUCUGCCACAACGACUUGGGCCAGUAUAACGUGCUCGUCGACCCCAAGACGCUCAAGAUCACGGCCAUCAUCGACUGGGAGUUUGGCGGCUUCUGGCCCGAGUGGUUCGAGAGGCCGUUUUGGUCGCGGCGGGGUAACAGUUAUGCACUUGAGGGGGAGGAGGACGACACGCAACGUUGCCGCGAGUGGCUGAUGGCUAACUGCGAGGAGGUUGAGCUACCACACCUGCCUACCCUUCACGAUAAGCUUAACUCGAUGCCGGGGGCCCCUAAAAACUCGGGCGACAAGCCAUCGGGAGGCUAGUAGGAGGCUGUACGGAUUAGAGAGUAUCAGAUAAGGACCCCCAACACCUAAUUUUUACAGGGGGGCGGCCUACAGAGGUACCAGGGCCUAACAAAGGCCCAGAGCUCCCUACUAGUACAGGCUCGUACGGGG